Ilyonectria robusta is the source of this 905-nucleotide messenger RNA. RefSeq lists its product as uncharacterized. Lineage: Eukaryota; Fungi; Ascomycota; Sordariomycetes; Hypocreales; Nectriaceae. The transcript has a single exon. The record is from RefSeq and is a predicted model, not a curated record. The coding region runs from base 211 to 753 and encodes 180 amino acids.
UGGUGGUUGGUGGUUGGUGGUGAGCAAGUUAUUAGAGCAGGAUGACUCGUGACUUUUCUUGUCCGCCGACUGACUCUCUGCUUGGAUUGCCUGCCGCCCAUGCACAGGAAGAAAGCCAGACUCAAAUUACAGGCGUGCAGCCGCAAAACUGAGGCUGAGGUUCUUGAUCGAGUUGGGUGUUAUUAAAGUGCCAGUGCGUGCAGCAGAAUCAUGGUAAACGGUAAUUACAACGACAUGGGGGUUUACAAAGACGUCCAGGAAGAUGACACACAUCCACAGUCCGCGCACACAUACGUCCACUCUCCCCAUCUCAGCAUUCAUCAUCCAUGCGCUGGACCCAUUGUUCCCCCCGGAUGCUUGUCAAAUGUCAGUUUGCCACGGCCGAAUCGCUUACCUUUGAAGGGACCAGAAGCCCACUUGGGGUACCCAACAUCCACGUACCCACGCGAUGAGUAUUGUUUUUUCCGGAGGAAGUGUCUUGGCCCGUCCCCCGCUCGCACAACAACGAAUAGACGACGAAGGGAUGGCGAUGGAUGGAAGCGGGAAAUAGGACCAGAAAGACAGAGGAAGAGGAAGAGCAGAAACGAGAGCGGGUCGAUCCACUGCCGCAAACUCCCUAGCUCGAGGGUCGGAUACAUCCCGAGAGGAGAGGAGAGUGCAGCAGCAGCGGCAGCUACAGGACCAGAUGGCGAUGCAGACUGGCAACCCCCGGGUUUCCGACAAACGUGGAGGAUCGACGUCGGUAAAUCGUAAAGAAUCGCCUGCAGAGUAAUCUGGAGAUAUUUCGAGCGGCGAAGGAAUAGGAUUGGGCACGCUCCAAUCAGCUUGACAGACCCCAAGGCAAAAGCAAAAAAUAACCGUGGUUCGUCGGUCGCCCGAAAAGAAAAAAAAGUGCUCGAGUCGAG